CCUUUGCGCAGGUUUUCAUUAAAACAAUUAUGGGGUUGCUAUGGACAACUCCACCCCUCUCCCUGUGCACCGGUUUUGAUAACUCUCCCCACAACACUUCCGUACAGGGGGUUAUACUGCCGGUAGCUGCAUGGACCCUCUUCUACACUAUGAAAACAGAUCCCACAAGUUCCCGGGCUUGGAGCCGCCGAUAGCGGGCAGGACAGCGGGUAACCAGGCGUCCCCUCCCCAUAAUGUCCCUCAGUCCUGCUCCGUCUAGACGCGUCAGUCUGCCUAGCAACCAAACCGCGCUGUUCAGCAAGACGACCAUGGGGCGGGAAGUCACGUGACUGUUCCGGCCACUUCACUUUGGUACUUCCAUGGGGGUUCUAGCCACCCCCCUGUCCGUGUUUUGCAGCAGUAGCGCAGCUUCCUCUAGCCCGGAGCCCCCACAUCCGCCGCCUCCUCCCCCAGCGCUCGUCACCCCUUCCUGUCACUUCCCCUCCACUACUUCUGUUGGAGAAACGCUAUACCCGCUAGCCCCGCCCCGUUCAUCGCGGGCACCAAUGGCUGACAACUCUCAAUAAGUUUUACCCCGUGGGGUCCGCCCACCGUCCUGGCCCCGCCCACCACGGCCUCAGUCUAGGGUUGAGAGUCGCUCGCCAGUGUUCUUGUGUACGGAUGCAGCGCUGGCGGAGCGGGGCCGUUCUGCAUAUGAGCCCGAGCCGCGCCCGGGGAUGGACUGCACCGAGCCCUCAGCUCCCCCCUCCAGUUGGCAGCCAUGAUGAUCCUGACGAGGAAGCCCGAGGGCCCCAUCACAGCAGUGAGAUACGGAGAUGGAUUGUAUGAUUCCUACAUGAGGCUCGACCAAGUGGCAGCGCAGGAUGCUGCCGGGGAAAAAGAGAGCCCCUCCACCCUCCCUUCAAUAGGAAGACUUGCUAUAAGUGGAAAUAAGUUUACCAUGAAGGAUCACCAGCAAGUCAAGGUCCAGCAAUUAUUUGAGGACUCUGGCAACCGCAGAGUCAGUGCUGGACUACCAGGGACGGAUAGUGCUUUGCCAGUACUAACUAAAGAGAAAAGUUCUGACAGUUCAGGCACCUCAAAAUCAAGUGAUAGCUCCACCAAGUCCUCCAAAGCCACAUAUUUAAGUCCAGAACAAGCACUGAAGCAAUACAAACAUCAGUUAACUUCUUAUGAACUUCCGGAAAUCGUCACCUUCCCGGAAAUAUAUUUUAUAGGCCCAAAUGCUAAGAAGAGACAAGGUGUGGUAGGAGGUCCUAAUAAUGGAGGUUAUGAUGAUGACCAAGGAGGAUACACGUUGGUGCCUCAUGACCAAAUAGCUUAUCGCUACGAGGUGUUAAAGGUUAUUGGAAAGGGCAGCUUUGGGCAGGUGGCAAAAGUUUAUGACCACAGACUUCACCAGCAUUUGGCCCUUAAGAUUGUCCGCAAUGAGAAGAGAUUCCAUCGUCAGGCAGCGGAAGAGAUACGUAUCCUGGAACAUCUAAAGAAACAGGAUAAGACUGGGAGUAUGAAUGUCAUCCACAUGUUGGAAAGUUUCACCUUCCGCAAUCACAUUUGUAUGACUUUUGAGUUGCUGAGCAUGAACUUGUAUGAACUGAUUAAGAGGAACAAAUUCCAAGGCUUCAGUCUCCAGUUAGUACGUAAGUUUGCUCAUUCAAUCCUACAAUGCCUAGAGGCUCUGCACAGGAACAAAAUCAUCCACUGUGACCUCAAACCAGAAAACAUUUUGCUUAAACAACAAGGUCGCAGUGGAAUCAAAGUGAUUGACUUUGGCUCUAGUUGCUUUGAGCAUCAAAGAGUAUACACCUACAUACAGUCACGGUUUUAUCGGGCUCCUGAGGUCAUACUGGGAAGUCGCUAUGGUAUGCCCAUCGAUAUGUGGAGCUUUGGAUGCAUUUUAGUAGAGCUUUUGACUGGCUACCCAUUGUUUCCAGGUGAAGAUGAAGGAGAUCAGCUGGCUUGCAUGAUGGAGCUCCUUGGAGCACCACCUCCUAAGCUUCUAGAGCAAGCCAAGAGAGCUAAGAAUUUUGUAAACUCAAAGGGCUAUCCUCGAUACUGCACAGUAACAACACUUCCUAAUGGAUCUGUGGUCUUAAAUGGAAGCCGUUCUCGCAGAGGAAAGAUGCGCGGUGCUCCUGGGAGCAAGGACUGGGUGGCGGCAUUAAAGGGCUGUGAAGAUGCUCUUUUUAUUGAUUUCUUAAAAGGUUGUUUGAAUUGGGAUCCAACAGCACGAAUGACCCCAAGUCAGGCAUUACGACAUCAAUGGAUUUGCAAGAGGAUGCCUAAACCCCCUGUAACAGACAAGUCCUCAGGAAAAAGGAUUACCAGCCAUACCAGCUCUUUUCCAGGGAUUAGCUCCAAAUUACCCCCAGUAGUGGGUGUGGCCAAUAAGUUAAGAGCUAAUUUAAUGAAUGACUCUAACGGGAGCAUACCACUUCGAACUGUUUUACCCAAGCUAGUCAGCUAAUCCCCACCAAUACUAAGCACAGCAAUGAGGACUUUUUGCUACCAAUAACUUAACACAGUAACUGAAGGGUUUUUAGCAUUUUAAUUGUUUUUAUUUAAAAAAAAAAUGAUGAAAAUAUUUGGCUUUGUAAAAUCAGGAUUUUAUUUUUAUUCUGUUUAAAGGGCUAAGCAUUUCAAUCACCAUCUGGUACAAACUUGAUUCUCUUUCUUAUAGGUCAGUAUGUUCUUUUGAACAAGUAAAGCAAUAAUAGAAGAAUGAAGGCACACACAUAGACUGUUCUGUUUACUUGUCAAGCUGUCCGUUCAGCUAUUACACAAUAGGAGGUACCAAUAAUUCCAGUUUUGCCCACAUUUGCCUGCUUCACCUUGGCCAACCGUGCAGUUUGCCAAAAUUGACAAACUUAAGGGAAACAAAGACUUUUAGCCAUGAGAGAGAGAGAGUAGCCAAGAGCUGUUCAGUGUGCCACUUCCACUUUAUCAAUUGACUGGUCAGAGACAUAUUGACUUGAACCCCCUCCCACCCCUUGCAUUCAUUUAAAUGUUAAAGACAUAUUUGUGCAUUGAUUGCAUAAUUACCAUCAUGGAGAGCAGUAAAUAACUGAAACAUUAAUGUUUCUAUUCUUAUUUUGUUUUUCUGUCUUCGUUAGAUUAUGGGAGGUAUGAAGAGGUAUCUUGGAACUACUGAGAAUUACAGCUGAUAGAAUUUAUCUAUACAAGGAAAGGAGGGUGAUUUUUGUAACGUUCUUUCCUCGAAAGGUGCCCAUACAUCUUUAGCAGCUGUCGGCCGCAUGCUUGUUUGGCUUACAGCUGUUCUUUCCAACCCCCUUUGUUUUCAUGCUGAGGCUUACCCCAAUGUGCAUGUGUUUUAGAAUGGGCAGAAGAGAAAAAGCUAUAGUGACACCCAUCUGCUGGUGGCUUGUCUCCAGAGAGGGCUAAGGCAUCAGGCAUUACAAUUCUGUAUACCAGUUCCUCCUUUUAUGUGUCAUUACCUGUCAGGGUAGAGUUGGGAGGUUGCCAUGUGCACAAGAUAGUUGGCCGAUUUUGCUGACUUUUCUCUGUGUAUUGGGACCUUUAGUAUAUCUUGCAUGUAUCUAUAGUGGAAUACCUACAAAAUUGUGUUGACAUUCUCACUGUAUUUUAAGUCCGUUGUCCAAUAGAAAAACAGCCAUUUUCUGACUAUAAUCUGAUCGUUUUCUAAGGACAACAGUAACCUUUUUAUCUGUACAUAUUCUUAAAGGGGUACUCCACUGCUCAGCGUUUGGAACAAACGCUGGAGCCGAUAGCUCGGGCGUGAUGGCUGUCUCGCCCCCUUCCAUAGACUUACCUUGAGGGGGUGGGGCGUGAUGUGAAGGGGUGGGGCUAUAACAUCAGGAGCUACUGGCACCAGCGUUCGGAACAGUUUGUUCCAAACACUGAGCAGCGGAGUACCCCUUUAAAUAUUCCCAACUGUUCUUAAUACAGUCUUUAAAGCAGACUCUGUCAGAUGCCUUUAGCCCACAACCAGGGAUAUAAUGUGCAGCUGGCAUCUCUGUUACCUCUUUUAUUGCCAAGACAUUGUUUAUUUGAAUCCUUUCCUUUUAAGCCUUGUACUUUCUCGCACUUCACUUCAGAUCCAGUGCCAUUAGUUCUGAUAUUAUUUUGAAGGUGAGGAGCCAUAAGGGUGAAUUCACAUGUAAAUUUAAGCCAUACAUAGAAGCAAAUCCAUCACAUCAAAAAUCGAUUCCAAUAUCUCAACAGUAUGUUUAUAGAGCAGAAGAGGCUGAGCAGAUUGAUAUAAAGUUGUCGGAAAAGAUUCAGAAUAUACAGUAUAACUUGUAUAAUUCAGUAUAAUAACAGUAUAAUUCUAUUCUUUUAUAUGCCUGCUCAUUCUAGGUUUAGGAGUCCAGUGGGUGGUCCUCUUUAAUGAUUCACAGCUAUCUCUGUAUGUAAACCCAUACAGUGUAGACUCAGUCACCUACUAGGACCACCCUAUGGACUCCUAAACCCAGAAUGAGCUGGAAUAUAUGUUAAUAGAAUGUAAGCUAUACUGAAUGUUUUUGGCCCCAAAAGUCUAUAUCAAUAAGCUCAACUCUCGAUCUGUAAACCUGAUGCCCGUAGACUGGACUACAUUUUAUAAGGUGAUAGGUUCCCAUGAAACAAUUAUUUAAAAUGUGUCCCAUUUGAUGCCAAUGUUAGUUAUAUAAAGGUAAUGAUAUUCAUUCCAGCUUUGAUGCUUCAGGAUUUUUUUUUUUUUUUAUGGAGGAGCAAAACAAUGCUUAUGGCAAUCUUGGGGUCUGACUUGGUGCUAUGUCAAGUAAUGGUCAUUGAGGUGCAAUGCUCCAUUUGUGGAUCAAAUGAGCAAUGAGAUCUAUUCUUAUACUGUGUUUAAAUCAUUUUUCACAUUUAAGAUACUGACUUGAAUGGAAUAGAAUGAUGAAAUAUAAAUGCAGCGCCUGAAGAACGAUAAUUGUUUUUACUGGUAAAUAACCUAAAUGUAUAAAGUCAUUCCUGUCAAAUAUUGAUCUUUCUACGGGCAGAAUUAGUUGAUUUCAACGUGUGCUACAUUUUAUUGUUCCUCCAGGAUUUGCUGUGCAUUUGUAUAUGGGGAAAGACGUCUGCCCUUGACACUCUUUAUACUUUUUUAAUGGCAUGCUUGGAUGCAGUGUGUAAUUUUUUUGGGGGGUUUGAAAAUAUUUGAAUGAUGAGAAAACAUUGCAGUUGGUAUCAGAAUAUUUUAUGCGGUCUGAUAUACUCUGCCUUGGCUUCAGUUUUUAAGCUAUGUGGAAUAAUUUUAUGUAAUUUGAUCAAAAAAGGUUUUAACAAAUACAAUUGAUUUUGGAUAUUUACUCAUAGCCAUCAUGGUAUGUUGGAAAAUUGCAGAUGCUAUAUUAUUUCCCACAUACCGAUCAAUUCAUGUCAUUUAAAGGUCAGUAUAUAUUUCAAUUUUUUUUUUUUCUGCAUAAACUGAUGUCAUGUCAAGUACACGCACCAAUAAAAUGUGUAAUUAUUGGAUUGAGGUCUCUGGGACCCCCACUGAUCCUGAUAUCCCCAUUCUUAAAGGUUAUAUUUGAUCAGCAAAUGACCUUUUUGUUUAAAUCAAGUUUUAGGCUAAACAUAUUUAAACAUAUACACUUUAUAACACUUUUAUAUGUCAUGCUUGUUGGCAAAACAUUAACCUCUCUAAUAUAAUUCAUAAUUUUUUAAUCUUUUUAUGGAAAUCAUGACCUGUCUGGCUGCAGCAUCAUCUUUGUCCCAGCUGAAGCACAAGCUUGGACAAAGUUCAGGAAGUGAGAGCGGGACGAGUACUUCUUUGUGCUCAAUCCUGUCCUAUCAGACUACUGUCUGAAAACAGAGGAGAGGGUUACAAAGCAGCCUGCAGUGAUUGGAUGAAGAGACCCAGCACAGCAGACUCUGGGCAGCAGUAAAAUGCAUGGUGGGUGAUGCAAUCUUAGUGCUUGCUUCCAACAUGCCCCUUCCUGAGCAGUGGGUGUCAGAAUGAGUGAGCAACAGAACAGAGGCAUUUGCUAAACACAUAAAGACAUGUAAAGCAUCUGUAUGACCUAAUGAGUAAAAUAUUUGAGCAUUGUUUUUUUCUGUGAUAUGACAGAUAAGCUUUAAGAUUUAUUGGUGUUUUUUUUCUUCCCUAUUUUACUAUCUAUAUUUCAAAAUAGUCCUAAAAUGUUUAAGUUUUCAUUCUGGCCACUAAGCCUAAUAAUUAGCUGACACUUUUUGUUCUGUGCAGAAAACUUUUCAGCAAGCUUUCCCUUUUCAUCACAGGCAGGAUUAUAGUAAAAGGUGACACUAAUAUAUAAAUAGGACAGGUCCUGUCAAUUAACCAUAGGUGAUGAUCAAAACUUAACAUCCCACCCCUUCCUGCACAAUGACCUCUGCCCAUGUCACAAAGCAUGCUUAGAAAACUCUCCAUCAAAGUCUACAGGAACCCCUUAUGUCUCUUGUUUCCUUUGCCCACGGAGCUCGCUGUAAAGCAUAUCUCUUAAUGCUGUGCAGAAAUCUCAGACAAUAUGACUGCCCCAUAAUAAUGUACAAAAAACUAAUAAAUAAAAAAAAAUUGAAAUAAGGCCUGUGUAGCUCUUCGCUGAAUUGAGGUGAUAUGGUAAAGGCCUUUUUCGGAUUUCUUCUUCUUCUUUACCUCAGACAUUCUUUGAAGUUCAGUAGAGUUUAUGGAUAACAAAACAUAGGUUAAAAGAUAAAGCAUUGUUUAGAUAAAGGCAAAAAAGAAAGUGAUUGAAUGUAAUGUAAGGUUUAUACGUUGAGAGGCUUCUGUAUGUAUCGAGUGGAUCUGUUUAGAACCUUCAUGAGGGAAAAAGCCUCUAUUGUGCGGCAAAUCAGACAUAAGAGGGUUAGUACAUAUGACAGAAUAUCUGCAUUUAAGACCAGAUCUGAGACAGGAUUUUAUCCUUUUAUGAUGGGGUUUUCAUGUCCAUGAAAGUGCAAGAUGAAACUGAAGCAGUCACGUGCGCCCAUCACAGGUGUCUCUAGGGACAAUGGCAGAGAGAUCAGAAGUAUAAUGAGGGCGGAUGACAUUGUAGAUCAGAAGCAGCAAUGACAAAGCACAGGAUAAACAACAAUACGACGUGACACACCCGAGUAUACUUCCCUAUCCAUAGUGGGGCUUGUUUGGGGGGAGGACUUGUGUUUUAUAAAUAAAUAAAAUGUACAAUGUAGCUGAAAAGCUCAACAAUAGCGCAAAGCUAGACUAAGCACAGUAACCUCCCUGUGUCCCUCUAGCUGAACGACUCUAAGCCCCUUUAAUCCCUGAGAGGAAGAGAGAUGUAAUUCCCUGUUAAGAGACCUGGACUUCACUGCUUUGUAUGUGACGGGAUGUUUUUCUGCUAUGCACUACAUACGUUUUCUUAGGUCAUUCAGUGCUGGUUUCCUGUAAAUAGAAUACGUACAGGAAAUCCUGUGUGCAGUCAUACCACUUGGGUUAGUUGCUGGAGUGAUAUAUGCUGUCACAUUCUUCAGUUCAUAGGUUUCCUUAAAAAAGGAAAACCAUAGUGGGGCCCACUUAUGAGUAAACUCUUUUAGUUAGAGACAUUCUCCACUUCAGCUAUUUCUGCCCACAUCCUAGGACGUCCUCUAUAUAUAAGACAAAAAGGUACCCGCACUCACAGCGAGGAAACA
Molecule: messenger RNA, 7590 nt
Organism: Hyla sarda
Lineage: Eukaryota; Metazoa; Chordata; Amphibia; Anura; Hylidae
Gene: DYRK3
Product: dual specificity tyrosine phosphorylation regulated kinase 3
Exons: 3
Coding region: 761-2467 (568 amino acids)
Biological process (GO): peptidyl-threonine phosphorylation; peptidyl-serine phosphorylation; cytoplasmic stress granule disassembly
Cellular component (GO): nucleus
Molecular function (GO): protein serine/threonine/tyrosine kinase activity; ATP binding; protein serine/threonine kinase activity
Source: RefSeq, a predicted model, not a curated record